Molecule: messenger RNA, 916 nt
Organism: Nanorana parkeri
Lineage: Eukaryota; Metazoa; Chordata; Amphibia; Anura; Dicroglossidae
Gene: PINX1
Product: PIN2/TERF1 interacting, telomerase inhibitor 1
Exons: 8
Coding region: 35-916 (293 amino acids)
Biological process (GO): regulation of ribosome biogenesis
Cellular component (GO): nucleolus
Molecular function (GO): telomerase inhibitor activity; nucleic acid binding
Source: RefSeq, a predicted model, not a curated record
CACGGGACGGCAACUAAAACUUCUCAUCGGCAUCAUGGCGAUGCUGGCCGAACCCCGGAGGAAGCAGAAGUGGUCUAUAGACCCCAGAAACAGCACCUGGAGCAAAGACGAAACCAAGUUCGGCCAGAAGAUGCUGGAGAAGAUGGGCUGGUCCAAGGGCAAGGGUCUCGGGGCUCAGGAACAGGGGUGCACGGAACAUGUAAAAGUUCAAGUGAAGAACAACACUAUGGGCCUUGGAGCGUCCAUCCACCAUGAGGAUAACUGGAUCGCCCACCAAGAUGACUUCAACCAACUUCUGGCUGAACUGAACGAUUGUCACGGCACAGCGAGCUCUGGUGAGAUCCAUUCUCCUGCCAAUGACAGCAAAAAAUCCUUCAGCCUGGAAGAAAAGUCCAAGUCAUCUAAGAAGCGAGUUCAUUACAUGAAGUUUGCUAAAGGAAAGGACCUGUCCUGUCGCAGUGACACCGAUCUGGCAUGCAUCUUUGGAAAACGGGAGAAACGGAAGAAGUCGGGUCAGGAUGAGGCUGAUGCGGAAUCUGAGGAAAGUGAAGAAAAGGAACCAGAUGUCCCAAGCCCCAAAAACGAGGUUGAGUUGGGAAAUACGGUGACCAGUUCUUUGUCGGUAACCAAGAAAAAGAGCAAAAAGAAGAAGCGCAGCAGAGGCGACGGUGAGAAUGAUUCGGAUGCGGCGGGAGGUACGGCGCAUGAAAGGAGAAAGCCAAAGGGCAACAAAGAUGGCGGGGAGGUCGUUGAGAGCACAGAGGAGCCGGAACACGCCCAGGAGGAGAAACUGAAAAGAAAGAAAAGGAAAAAGGAGACUUUGGACCGGAUUGAAAUAAAUGAUGAUUCUCCUCUUCAGAAUGAGGAACCGAAGAAGAAGAAAAAGAAGAAGAAGCAGCAAAAGUCAGACAAUUAG